Helianthus annuus (common sunflower) is the source of this 3036-nucleotide messenger RNA. RefSeq lists its product as uncharacterized. The coding region runs from base 1 to 3036 and encodes 1011 amino acids. The transcript has a single exon. The record is from RefSeq and is a predicted model, not a curated record. Lineage: Eukaryota; Viridiplantae; Streptophyta; Magnoliopsida; Asterales; Asteraceae.
AUGGCUUUUGGGACCAAAUUGCAAAUCUUGUUUGGCCCAAACAUCCACAUUUUCAAACACCACCAAAGUACAAGGACCAUCAAUGUAAAUCACCCACACACUAGAUGGACCACCUGUCAUACAGUUUUCAAAUCCCGUAGAUCCAACGGUUGUGAUCCACCUGUAAAUCACCCACACAUUAGUGGUGUUUAUCAGUUCUCGGUGGUUAAGAAGCUCCGGCUUCUUAAAUCUCCUCUUCGUGUCUUACUGUUUCAGCAAGGUAAUCUCCAUAAAAAAGUUCAAGUAUUACGUGAGAAGUUGGAUAGUAUUCAGCGUGAUAUUGAUCUUGAUCCGUCGAGUGAUACUUUACGGAAAGAGGAAGCCAUUGUCCGUAAUGAUUUUCAGGUUGCUUUGCUUGAUGAAGAACGUUUUUUGAAGCAGAAAUCCAAGGUAGAGUGGUUAGCGGCAGGUGACAUGAAUACGGCUUUUUUCCACUCGUCUCUCAAAAAUAGAAUCCAUUAUAGCCGUAUCGAUGUUAUUCGGGAUGCUAGUGGGAAUCUUCAUGAAAAUGCUAUGGUUCAGAAAGCGUUUGUUGAGCAUUACGAGAAGUUUCUGGGAUCCCCGGGUGUUACGUCUCUCAACCCGUCUCCUGAGUUAUUUACUAAAACGAUUAAGAGGGAUAUAGCUCUUCAUAUGGUUCGGCCAGUCACAGCGGAAGAGGUUAGAAAGGCUAUGUUUUCUAUGGGGUCGGAUAAAGCCCCGGGGCCAGAUGCGUAUACAGCAGGAUUUUUUAAAGGAGCCUGGCCGAUUAUCGGUAGUGAAGUGUCCAAUGCGGUUAUUGAUUUUUUUGCCACAGGUAAGCUUCUUCGGGAAUUAAACCACACGCUCAUUGUUCUUAUCCCUAAGAUUCCCUCUCCGUCGGUUGUUACGGAUUAUAGGCCGAUUGCCUGUUGCAAUGUGUUAUACAAAUGUAUUAGCAAGAUUAUUGCUGAAAGAAUAAAAGUGGCGUUGAACGAUAUAGUCAGUGGAAACCAAUCGGCGUUUGUGCCGGGGAGGAAAAUAUCCGAUAAUAUCUUAUUAACUCAAGAGUUGAUGCACAAUUAUCAUAGGAAUAUCGGGCCUCCUAAAUGUGCGUUUAAAGUUGAUAUUCAGAAGGCUUAUGACACUGUUGAUUGGCGGUUCUUAAAGAGAAUUCUGGUUGGUUUCGGGUUUCAUCCUACCAUGGUUCACUGGAUUAUGGUUUGUGUCUCUACUACCACGUUUUUAGUGUGCAUUAACGGUGAUGUGCAUGGUUUUUUCAAGGGUAAUCGGGGGCUUAGGCAAGGAGAUCCUAUUUCGCCGUAUUUGUUCACCCUAGUUAUGGAGGUUCUCACGGCUAUUUUACAGCAUACGGUAAGGAUCGACUCUUCCUUUAAAUUUCACAACAAAUGUGAACGACAACAGAUUAUUAAUCUUUGUUUUGCGGAUGACCUCUUUAUUUUUUCUCGGGGUGAGAUUGCUUCAGCCAGAUGCAUUAUGAAUUCGCUCAAUUCGUUUACGAAGAUGUCAGGUUUGCUCCCUAGUGUUAACAAAAGCACAGUCUUCUUCUCUAAUGUGCCUUCGUUUGUUAAAACGGCUAUUUUAAACAUUAUGCCUUUCGCGGAGGGUUCUUUGCCAGUUAGAUAUUUGGGUGUGCCUCUCAUAUCUACUCGAUUACUCUAUAAAGAUUGUGAUGUGUUGGUGGAGAAGUUUGAAAAGCGUAUUAUGCACUGGCAAAAUAAAUUACUUUCUUUUGCGGGCAGGUUGCAACUCAUAAUAUCAGUCUUGUCCUCUUUGCAUGUGUACUGGUCUUCUGUGUUUAUUCUGCCAUCUCGGGUAAUCCUUAAGUUAGAAGCGCUGUUGAGGAACUUUUUAUGGUCCCAAGAUAGUGCUUUUCAGAAGGGUCGGGCUAAAGUUUCUUGGAAUUCGGUGUGUGUUCCUAAAUAUGAAGGAGGUUUAGGUAUACGUCGAAUUGGUGAUGUUAAUAAAGCUCUUAUGUCUUCUCAUAUCUGGAGUAUUCUUUCUAGGCGUAACUCGUUAUGGGUAGAGUGGAUUCAUUCUUACAGGUUGAAGGGUAAAAGUUUCUGGGCUUGUAAUGUUCCCUCUAAUUGUUGCUGGUCGUGGAGGAAGAUUCUUCAAACUCGACAGGAUGUGAGGAAUUUUGUUUGGUCCGAGGUGGGUAACGGCGCGAAAACUUCAGCUUGGUUUGAUUCGUGGAGUCAUUUAGGGCCGCUGAAUCAGAUUAUUUCUCCUAGAGCUAUUGCAAAUGCAGGUUUCAAUAUGGAUUUUAAAUUUUCUGAUAUUUAUUCUAAUUGUACUUGGAGAUGGCCAGAUGCGUGGAGAGACACUUUUCCUGUUCUUAUCCAACUUGAUCAGCUGACAUUUGAUUCGAACAAGGAAGAUAAACUUUUGUGGCGUUCAGGUGAUCAGUUUCGUGAGUUCUCUUCGGCUGGGGUUUGGGAUUCUAUCAGGCACCGUCAAUUGGAUGUUGAGUGGUGUCCUAUUGUUUGGUUCUCGCAGUGCAUUCCGCGACAUGCGUUUUUAAUGUGGUUAAUCAUGAGGCGUAAGCUGCUUACCCAGGAUAAGAUUCUGAAGUGGGAUUUUUCGCGUCGUAAGAAUAUGAAUAUGAUGUGCUGUCUGCUAUGUUAUGCUGAUCAUGAUUCUCAUAAUCAUUUGUUCUUUGAAUGCAAAUUCUCUACUCGAGUUUGGCAGGGUGUUAGACAUAAAGUGGGAAUGGAUUCAGUCCAAGCGAAGUGGGUGGAUAUCGUUGACUGGCUUUUAGUGCGGUCCAAGUCCAAAUCUGUAGUCAACUACGUUGCUAGAUUAUUAGUAGCGGCCAGUGCUUAUUUGAUUUGGCAGGAACGGAAUGCGAGAAUGUUCAAGAACCAAUUGAGACCUCCUGAAACUAUAAGUGCUCUUAUUAUCCAACAGGUUCGAUACAAAUUAAUGGGUGCGAAGCUAAAAGAUUGUGCGAAUGUGCGAAGGCUGUUAGGCGAUUGGGAGAUUGUUAGCUCUGAGCUCACGAAUGGUGAUGGCUGA